This is a messenger RNA of Pistacia vera, 1963 nucleotides long. Its product is annotated as aspartic proteinase-like protein 2. The transcript has 10 exons. The record is from RefSeq and is a predicted model, not a curated record. NCBI's taxonomy places the organism in Eukaryota, Viridiplantae, Streptophyta, Magnoliopsida, Sapindales, Anacardiaceae. Gene Ontology annotation, biological process: proteolysis. Bases 187 to 1677 code for a protein of 496 amino acids. Gene Ontology annotation, molecular function: aspartic-type endopeptidase activity.
CGUAAUCCAUUGACAUUUUCGAAAAACUUUUGUGUUAUCAACUCUUUCUCAAAUCCCCCUCUCUCUUCUCCUGUCUCUCCCUCUUUUAAAUGCACAAUACUACAACUUCUAUCUUUGCCUCCUAAAUUCAUAAGUUUUCACAACACCAGUUUCAACUUUUCCGUUUGAACAUUCUUUCUUGUAUAAAUGGAGGCGUUUUUCUCUCUCGGAGUUAUGAUCGCCUUUAUGUUGUUGUUUCAUGUGGGGUCGGUGUUGAGUCAUUUUCCAACGACUUUAACGCUUGAGAGAGCGAUUCCGCCGAGUCACCAGCUCCAGUUGGCUCAGCUUAUAGCUCGUGACAGGAAGAGGCACGGUAGAUUGUUACAGUCUUCAGGUGGGGUCGUUGAUUUUCCUGUUGCCGGGACCUUUGAUCCAUUUCUUGUUGGGCUUUAUUACACAAAAGUGCAAUUGGGUUCUCCACCAAGAGAAUUUAACGUGCAGAUAGAUACUGGGAGUGAUGUUUUAUGGGUCAGUUGUAGCUCCUGCAAUGGUUGCCCAGGAACCAGUGGACUCCAAAUUCAGUUGAAUUUCUUUGAUCCUCAGAGUUCAUCAACUGCUUCAUUGGUUUCUUGUUCAGACCCAAGAUGUAGUUUAGGACUUACAUCGGCAGAUUCUGUCUGUUCUUCUCAGAAAAAUCAGUGUGGUUACACGUUCCAAUACGGAGAUGGCAGUGGGACUUCUGGCUAUUAUGUAGCAGAUUUGUUACACUUAGACACUAUUGUUCAGGGUUCUGUGAAUACAAAUUCUUCAUCUCAAAUUGUCUUUGGCUGUAGCACCUUGCAGACCGGGGACUUGACAAAAUCAGAUAGAGCAGUGGAUGGGAUCUUCGGAUUUGGGCAACAGGGAAUGUCUGUUAUCUCACAGCUUGCUUCAUCAGGAUUAACACCAAGAGUGUUCUCCCACUGCUUGAAAGGAGAUAGUGCCGGUGGGGGUAUAUUGGUCCUCGGUGAGAUUGUGGAACCGAAUAUAGUUUAUUCUCCACUCGUCCAAUCACAGCCUCAUUAUAAUCUGAAUCUGCAGAGCAUUUCUGUCAAUGGCCAACCUUUGGACGUUAAUCCAUCUGUGUUUGCAACAUCAAGCAACAAAGGAACUAUAGUUGAUACAGGGACAACUUUGGCAUACCUUACUGCAGAUGCCUAUGAUCCUCUUGUCAAUGCUAUUACAAGUUCUGUUUUGCAACCUGUACGCUCUAUUCUUUCCAAGGGAAAUCAAUGUUUUAUUGUCACCACCAGUAUUGCUGGCAUAUUUCCUCAAGUUAGCUUCAACUUUGCUGGAGGCGCAUCCCUAGUUUUAAAUCCUCAAGACUACCUUAUACAGCAGAAUUCUGUUGGUGGUGCUGCAGUGUGGUGCAUUGGCUUUCAAAAGAUUCAGGGUCAAACAAUUUUGGGAGAUCUAGUUCUGAAAGACAAAAUUGUUGUCUACGAUCUGGCUGGUCAAAGAAUUGGAUGGGCUAACUAUGAUUGUUCAAUGUCAGUCAAUGUAUCUACCGCUACAAAUACAGGUAGAAGUGAAUAUGUAAACGCAGGGCAGCUGAGCGGCGACACUGCACCACGGCCUCAACCUCACAAGUUGAUACAAAUGAACAUGAUAGCUUUCCUACUGCAUAUACUGAUGCUUGGCAGGUUUGUGUUGUUGUAGCAUGAAUUGCCGGAGGUCUAAUACCAUUUUCUUCUUUUUUUUUUUCUUUGCGUUGUAUAUUCUCCGGCCGGUUUAUUAUUAUAGCAAUGGGCAGGCCCAUAUGUCAUUAAUUUUGUGGGUGUUAAUUGUGGCUAAUUUUUCUUUAGAAUAUAUGUAUGUUCAUCAGCCAUGUAGGGUUAGGAUUUAUUUCAUUGGCAAGAGUUGUAAAUUAGAUUUAUAAGGGAACAUUGGUUUAACAGCAUAAUCAAUUUAUACAAAAUCUUUCUGUUCUUUUGACUUCUUCAAA